Perognathus longimembris pacificus (Pacific pocket mouse) is the source of this 3852-nucleotide messenger RNA. It is a transcript of the gene Gpld1, whose product is annotated as glycosylphosphatidylinositol specific phospholipase D1. Lineage: Eukaryota; Metazoa; Chordata; Mammalia; Rodentia; Heteromyidae. Gene Ontology annotation, cellular component: extracellular matrix; extracellular region. The transcript has 25 exons. Gene Ontology annotation, molecular function: GPI anchor phospholipase D activity. The record is from RefSeq and is a predicted model, not a curated record. Bases 1010 to 3535 code for a protein of 841 amino acids.
GGCUAGCUUAUUGGAGAUAAGAGUCUCGUCCAGUUUUCUGCUUGGGCUGGCUUUAAAUUGUCGUCCUCAGAUCUCAGCCUCCUGAGUGGCACCUGGCUUCCUGUCUCACUUCUACUGUAUAUGCUAUACAUAAUUAGAACUUUCAUUGCUAUCUUUUCCAUGAAGAGCUGGGACCUAAACCCUACUCCUCCCAAGGGUUAAGGGCUAUGUAUUGGCUGCUUCAUGACAAGUGCAUUCAGAACCUAGUAUUUUCCAAACUUUUUUUUUCCUGGUUCGAAUCUGCCUCCUGCCUCUACCUCUCACGUGGGAUGAGCAUCUUCUACUGGGCUGUAGGAAUAUAACCUUGCAACAGGUUCUGAAGAAGCCAGCCCUAAUGGAAGAGCCAGAGGUAGAAGACCAGGAGUGGCUGCGCUUGUGUAAUCCUACACAAGUGUUCACACCUGUUGCCAAAUACUGAAAGAGAGCCGGUUCUGGCUGUCCAGCUGAUCACCAUAAAAGCUUUCCCAGCAUGCACUUGCAGCUUAGGAGGCCAAGGAAGCAGGACAGCCUGAUAAGUGUGUGGAAAGAUGUCUGAGACAUCAACCACAUAAGGUAAGGCUGAAUAAUAGACUAUCAAUUUGCACAAGUGAUUUUUUAUUUAGGAAGCAAGAAUAAAUGUCUAUUGUUGGAGGACAACUUUGCUUCUUCAUAGUUUCAUGUUAAAAUGAAAUCCAAGGAAAACCUUGGUCUGUAGGAAGAUGGAGAUCUUUCUGGCUAGAAGCUUUUAGGUGUCGGUGGAUCAUUUGUUCCCCGCGCUCAGGCAGACAGUCUUGUUUGCUUUGUGGUGAAGCUAAACAGUAGUUGAACAGUUGACUUCAUUGGAAAAUAUUAUUUCGAAAUUCAGCGUGGUUUUUUUGUGUCAGUGAUCUGCAGAGAAGGGACUUGCGGGUCUGUGCCUGGAGUUUGGAGUGGAGUUGCUGGGCUGCGUGGAGUGGUCCCGUCACCAGAGAAGCCUGGGAGGAAUGACAACAUGUCUGCUUUCAGGCUGUGGUCUGGCCUGCUGCUUGUGCUGGCGUUUUUCUGUUCUACAAGUUCAUCGUGUGGCCUGUCAACACACAUAGAAAUAGGACACAGAGCUCUGCAGUUUCUUCAUCUGGAAGAUGGGCGUGUUAACUACAGAGAGCUGCUGUUGGAACACCAGGAUGCCUAUCAGGCUGGGACUGUCUUUCCUGAUUCCUUCUACCCUGACAUCUGCAAAGGAGGAAAAUUCCACAAGGUGUCGGAAAGUACUCAUUGGACUCCAUUUCUGAAUGCAAGCAUUCUUUACAUCCGAGAGAACUACCCUCUUCCCUGGGAAAAGGACACAGAGAAACUGGUAGCUUUCUUGUUUGGAAUUACCUCUCACAUGGUGGCAGACGUCAGCUGGCACAGCCUGGGUAUUGAACAGGGAUUUCUUAGGACAAUGGGAGCGAUUGAUUUCCACGGCUCCUAUUCUGAGGCCCAUUCAGUGGGUGAUUUUGGAGGAGAUGUGAUGAGCCAGUUCGAGUUUAAUUUUAAUUACCUUGCAAGACAAUGGUACAUACCCAUCACAGACCUACUGGGAAUUUAUAAGAAACUCUAUGGUCGAGAUGUCAUCACCAAGAAUGCCAUUGUUGACUGUACACACCUUCAAUUCUUGGCAAUGUAUGGUGAGACAUUUGCUGUUUCCAAGCUGUAUUCUACGUACUCUACAAAAUCCCCAUUUCUGGUGGAACAGUUCCAAGAGUAUUUCCUUGGAGGCCUGGAUGAUAUGGCGUUUUGGUCCACUAACAUCUACCGGCUAACUAGCUUCAUGCUUGAGAAUGGAACCAGUGACUGUAGCCUACCUGAAAACCCUCUGUUUAUUACCUGUGGUGGCCAGCAAAACAACAGCCUCAGCAGCACAAAAGGUCAGAAGAGUGAUUUUCAUAGGAACUGGACUACAUCCCUAAGUAAAGAUGUUGGAAAAAAUGUAAACUACACUGGAAGAGGAGUGUUCUUCAGUGUGGACUCCUGGAAGCCGGAUUCUGUAACCUUUGUAUACCAGGCUUUGGAAAAUAAAUUACGGACAAUGUUUUCAAGCAGCUCUCAGGAGACACUGAAUCAUGUCUCCAGACCCUCAGCCUCUUACUACUCCUCAGUUCCCUAUGCCAGGCUUGGUUGGGCAAUGGUCUCUGCCGAUCUCAACCAGGACGGGCACAACGACCUCGUGGUGGGUGCUCCAGGUUACAGCCGCCCUGGCCACUCCCAUAUUGGGCGCGUGUACCUCAUCUAUGGCAAUGAGCUGGGCCUGCCCCCCAUCGACCUGGACCUAGACAAGGAGGCCCACCGAAUCCUCGAGGGCUUCCAGCCUGCAGGUCGGUUUGGCUCAGCCUUGGCUGUGCUGGACUUUAACAAGGAUGGGGUGCCUGACCUGGCCGUGGGAGCUCCCUCCGUGGGCUCAGAGCAGCUCACAUACAAAGGUGCAGUGUAUGUCUACUAUGGAUCCAGACGAGGAAGACUGCCUUCUUCCCCGAGCGUCACCAUCUCCUGUCAGGAUGUCUACUGCAACUUGGGCUGGACACUCCUGGCUGCAGACAUGAAUGGAGACAGCGAGCCAGACCUGGUGAUUGGCUCACCUUUUGCACCAGGUGGAGGGAAGCAGAAGGGAAUUGUGGCUGCAUUUUAUUCCAGCCCAAGACAGAGUGACAAAGAGACGCUGUGUGUGGCGGCGGCUGACUGGCUGGUGAGUGGUGAGGAAGACUUCUCCUGGUUUGGGUACUCCCUUCACAGCGUCAUGGUGGACAACAGAACCUUGCUGCUCAUCGGGAGUCCCACCUGGAAGAACGUUACUAGGCUUGGCUAUUUAUUCCACAGCCAUAGAGAGAAAAAAAACCUUGGAAGGGUGUAUGGCUACUUCCCACCAAAUCGCCAAAAUCAGUUUAUCAUUUCUGGAGACAAGGCGAUGGGAAAACUGGGCACGUCCCUGUCAAGCGGCCAUGUGAUGAUGAACGGGAUCCUGACACAAGUGCUGCUGGUUGGGGCCCCGACUCACGAUGAUGUGUCUAAAAUGGCAUUCCUGAAAAUGACCCUGCACCAAGGCGGAACCACUAGGCUUUAUGCACUGACACUCGACACGCAGCCCUCUCUGCUCAGCACCUUCAGUGGAGACCGCCGUUUCUCUCGCUUUGGUGGAGUUCUACACCUGAGUGAUUUGGAUAAUGAUGGCUUAGAUGAAAUCAUUAUGGCAGCCCCACUGAGGAUAACAGAUGUAACCUCUGGGCUGCUUGGAGGAGAAGAUGGAAGAGUUUAUGUAUACAAUGGCAAAGGGACCACAGUUGGCGACAUGACGGGCAAAUGCAGAUCAUGGAUAACUCCAUGUCCAGAGGAAAAGGCUCAAUAUGUACUAAUUUCUCCUGAAGCAAGCUCAAGGUUUGGAAGCUCCCUGAUCUCUGUGAAGUCAAAGAAAGAGAACCAAGUUGUCAUUGCUGCUGGAAGGAGUUCUUUGGGAGCACGGCUCUCUGGGACACUUCAUGUCUACAGCCUUAGCCCAAAUUGAAGACACUCCAUUUUCCUAUUCUGCCCUUCCCUCUCUCAUGGAGUCCUCUUCAGGGAGGCCAUUCAGGUGGGCAAGCUGGCACAUCCAGUGGCUGAGUCCUGGGAGAGACUUGCUCUAACAGCCAGCAUGUCCGCAAAUAUGGCAAAGUGCAUAACUGCAUGAAAUGUAUGUAUUCAUUCCUCUUCCAAAUUUCACUUGCGUCUGCAUCUAAACCUACUCCUUCUAUUUGAACACCUAUGUCUCUCCCUGGACAGGAGAGACCUGGAAAGGUUUUCUGUGGUUCUGUAUUAGGACAAUCUCUAUGUAGUUCCCCUGUU